Perognathus longimembris pacificus (Pacific pocket mouse) is the source of this 339-nucleotide messenger RNA. It is a transcript of the gene Retn, whose product is annotated as resistin. The transcript has 3 exons. The coding region runs from base 1 to 339 and encodes 112 amino acids. The record is from RefSeq and is a predicted model, not a curated record. Lineage: Eukaryota; Metazoa; Chordata; Mammalia; Rodentia; Heteromyidae. Gene Ontology annotation, molecular function: hormone activity. Gene Ontology annotation, cellular component: extracellular region.
AUGAAGGCUCUGUCUCUCCUCCUCUUCCUUCUCUCUGUCAUAGGUCUGUUGGUGUUCAGCAACUCUCUGUGCCCAGUGGAAGAAGCCAUCAAUCAGAAGAUGAAGAAUGAAGUCACAUCUCUAACUUUAGAGGCACUCAAGGACAUUGAACUGGAUUGUAAGACCAUCACAUCCAGGGGGACCCUGGCUUCCUGUCCUGCAGGUCACUCUGUCACCGGGUGCGCAGGUGGCUACGGCUGCGGCUCAUGGGAUGUGCGCAACGAGAACAUGUGCCACUGUCAGUGCGAGGGCAUGGACUGGACCACUGCCCGCUGCUGCCGCCUGGGACAUAAAGCUUGA